UCCGGAACGUUGAGAAUGGCUCCUAAAAGAGAACCGUCCAUCAAGAAGUCUCCUUCGCCCGUGGCCCAACCCAGGCUGGGUCCUCCUUACCCGUGCCUGCCUGCAACUCCUGCGGCUCCGAAACCGACCCUGGAGCAGAAGCCUCGGAUGCUGCGUCCUUCAGAUUCACCGUUUGACCCAAGUACCUUGGAGAUUGAAUUUAACCUGGAUCAGAUUCAUGAGUUUAAGGAGGCGUUCCUGCUGUUCGACAGGACAGGAGAUGGGAAGAUCUGCUACAACCAGUGUGGGGAUGUCAUGCGGGCCCUGGGACAGAACCCCGUCAACGCUGAGGUGCUCAAAGUCCUGGGCAACCCCAAGGUUGAGGAUAUGAACACCAAGAUGCUGGACUUUGAGCAGUUCCUGCCUAUGUUCCAGGCCAUCGCUAAGAAUAAAGACCAGGGCUCCAUGGAGGAUUUUGUGGAGGGACUGCGUGUCUUUGACAAGGAGGGCAACGGCACAGUAAUGGGAGCAGAACUACGUCACGUCCUCACCACGCUAGGUGAGAAAAUGACAGAGGAGGAAGUGGAAACGCUCUUGGCUGGACAUGAAGAUGCGAACGGCUGCAUCAAUUAUGAAGCAUUUGUUCGUCACAUCAUGGCAGGCUGAGGGCUGAACUGGUCAGAAUGGUUAUGAGCGGGUGAAGACGGAGAGCGACCCACUGAUAUAUUUUUUUUUACCCUUUGAAGUGUGCCGUCUUUUUGCAUUUAGCUUCUACAGUCCCUCCCCAACUUUUUUCCAUGAGGUAGUUGUCCACAUUUAAUUUAAGAAGUGCCUUUACAUUCCCCUUAAAAUACCGCACAUGGUCCUGGCUGUUGUUUCCCGGGUUUAUUCACAUGUAUGACCAACUUGUGUUCAUUUAGUCAUUGUGUGUCUUGCAAUAACAUUUCGAGAUGCAGCAUUUAAAAUUGAUAAUCACGUGCUAUAACUGUUUGGCUGAAUUAAUAUAUAUAUAUAAAUGUAGUAUAAAUUUAAUAAUACUGUCAGAAAUCUGCUGUCAUCAUUGGCUCAGACUAAAAUGUUCUUGCAGCGAACCAGUACGUUCAAAGCCAUACUGUUCUUAGUAGAAAGAAACGUUUCAAAUGAGUCCCCAUGUUUUUAAUUCACCCCGGUUUUAUUGCUGCAUCAAAAUAAAUGUUUUCCUCAAACCUA
Molecule: messenger RNA, 1188 nt
Organism: Mugil cephalus (flathead mullet)
Lineage: Eukaryota; Metazoa; Chordata; Actinopteri; Mugiliformes; Mugilidae
Exons: 7
Coding region: 16-645 (209 amino acids)
Cellular component (GO): myosin II complex
Molecular function (GO): calcium ion binding; structural constituent of muscle
Source: RefSeq, a predicted model, not a curated record